Selaginella moellendorffii is the source of this 1399-nucleotide messenger RNA. Its product is annotated as THUMP domain-containing protein 3-like. The record is from RefSeq and is a predicted model, not a curated record. Gene Ontology annotation, biological process: tRNA methylation. NCBI's taxonomy places the organism in Eukaryota, Viridiplantae, Streptophyta, Lycopodiopsida, Selaginellales, Selaginellaceae. The transcript has 16 exons. Bases 46 to 1365 code for a protein of 439 amino acids. Gene Ontology annotation, molecular function: tRNA (guanine) methyltransferase activity; RNA binding.
AAGAAAGGAAGUUCCUAGCUUAUCAAGAGCCCUAGCUAGUUCGCUAUGGAGCUCUAUUAUGCGUCCUGCGCGGCGGGGAUCGAGAGAGUGCUCGUCUCGGAGGUUGAAAGGCUACCAGGGACGAGAAUCGAAGAGGCUACAGUGAGCUUUUAUGGAGGCAUUCUUUUCCAAACUGAAUCGUCGCCAGAGGAUGUUUUCAAGCUUAGAGCGGCAGACAAUGUGUACGCUUAUCUCGGACACUUCAAGGAUGUUCCUGUGGACAAGGAUGGCGCUCUUUCUUACUUGAAAAGCUUGGCUUCCAAGAUUUCAUGGGAGCCGGCUUUGCUGCUCUUUCGAAAGUGGCAGGCGAUGCAAGACAGGGUGCUACAAUCACCGCUUACGUUUCGAGUAACCUGUGAACGGAAGUGCCUCAAGAUGAAGAAACACCCAUUCUCGUCGGUGGAUGUUGCAGCUGCGCUGGGAGAAAGUGUUUAUAAUCUCCAUAACUGGCCGGCGGACAUGAGGUGCUAUAACGUGGAAGUGUUUGCAUGGCUGAGAGAUUCCGAGCUUCUUGUAGCGAUUGGACUUCUCUACGGUAAACCAACCGAGCAAGUUGUCGAUGGCAGGAAAGCUCCUAGGCCCAGUCGUUCAGAUUCUCAGCUCUACUCAAAAAGGCUCUACAGAAAGGCGCUGGUUCCAACGUCCUUGAGGCCUAGUGUGGCGUAUGCUCUUGUGCAACUUGGACACAUCAAAUGCGGAGACGUCGUUCUGGACCCCAUGUGUGGAUGUGGAACCAUACCUCUAGAAGCGGCGGACUGCUUUCGUGGACAACUUUUGUGCUUGGGUGGGGACAUUUCUCCGUGCGCUGUGGCUGCAGCUGGAGAAAAUGCUCGAGGUAUUCUUGAGCUCAACUGGUUUGUUGCUUUUCUUCUUAUUACAGGAAGUGACGCAUGCGAUAUACUUCAGUGGAAUGCUACCUUCAUGCCUGUGCGAUCCGGAUGUGUGGACUGGGUCAUCUGUGACAUGCCCUUUGGUGUUCGCUGUGGAAGUACACAGGCUCGCGAUUGGCUUUGUCCAAAAGUUACUCUGGAGAUUGCACGCGUAUUAAGACAAGAGACUGGUGUUGCUGUUCUUAUGUCGCAAGGCAAAGCAAUGAAGCAGGAAAUGGAGAACACAACAUACUUGAAGCUUUUGCAGCAAUACGAGGCUGACAUGGAGGGAAUUCUGGUGGAAAUAUACAUAGCACAACGAACAUCACAACCGAUCCAAUCUCUAGAAAAAGUUAGUCAAAAGGCACCGUGCAAAUUGAAAGAAAUAAAACUACUUUGCUCAUGGCCCUUUAGGUUUGAAGGUGGGUUUUAUAUUUAUAAACUUUCAUUUGAUUAAUAAGAUCAAUAAAUAAAACUAAUACUACUAUUAA